GAACAGAAAGUUUAUGUACAUAAACCUUUUCUUUUUUUUUUUUUUUAUUUAUGUAUUGUUGCACCUGGUAGCUAGCUUUACUGACAGAAUUGAGAGCUCUGUUUGGUGCUUAGACAACUGAGAAACAAUGGGAUAGUGCAGGGAAGUUAACAAUUAACAGUCUCAGCUUAAAUUUUGUGACUGCAGGGAACUGGAAACACAGCUGCCUCUCUCUUCAACAAAAUCAGGUCUCCUGGUUAAGGGAAGAAUUUUUGUUAACAUCUUAGUUUCUGAAAAAUAAGCAGCUCCGAGUUGAAUGACUAUCGUGCAGUUAUGGUUUUAACCAGCCUGCUCAUAUUUAACUAUCUCUGCUCAUUUUAAAAAGGGAAGCUGAGAGAGUGGUAAUAAGGCUUUAGAAAUGUUUUUUACUUUACUUUUUUAAAUGAGAGUACAGAGCAAAAAAGGGAGCUGAAGGUAUCCAGCUGAAAAGAAGCAGCAAGGAAGAUGGGUCUGCUAAGUGUGGAUUUGUUGAUCACGCUUCAGAUCUUGCCGGUCUUUUUCUCCAAUUGCCUCUUCCUUGCUCUCUAUGACUCUGUGAUUCUCCUGAAGCACAUGGUGCUAUUCCUGAGCCGGUCCAAAUCUGGGCGCGGUGAGUGGCGGAGGAUGCUGACCUCGGAGGGGCUGCGCUGCGUCUGGAACAGUUUCCUCCUGGAUGCCUACAAGCAGGUAAAGUUGGGAGGAGAAGCCCCAAACUCCAGUGUAAUCCACAUAGUCAAGGACAGUGAUGGCAGCAGUAGCAGCUGGAAGAGUGUUGGUAGCAAGUGUGGAGCCAAAUGCCACCUUCUGGAUUUUGCCAACUCUGAGAGGCCACUUGUGGUCAAUUUUGGUUCAGCUACCUGACCACCGUUCACAAGCCAGCUGUCGGCCUUCAGCAAGCUGGUGGAGGAGUUCUCUGGUGUGGCUGACUUUCUGUUGGUCUACAUCGAUGAGGCUCAUCCAUCAGACGGCUGGGCUGCCCCUGGCAUCUCUUCCUCUUCAUUUGAAGUUAAGAAGCACAGGAACCAGGAAGACCGAUGUGCAGCUGCCCAUCAGCUCCUAGAGCACUUUUCCUUGCCACCUCAAUGCCAAGUGGUGGCUGACUGCAUGGACAAUAAUGCCAAUGUGGCCUAUGGGGUUUCAUUCGAGAGAGUAUGCAUUGUGCAGAGACAAAAAAUUGCCUACCUGGGAGGCAAAGGCCCCUUUUUCUACAAUCUGCAGGAGGUUCGGCUUUGGCUGGAACAAAACUUCAGCAAAAGAUGAAAUCCAGUCUCUACAGAAGCUGUGUCAAUAGAUGUGUCCCUUUAAGAUGAUUUAAAAGGGAAAAAAAGAAAA
This is a messenger RNA of Neopsephotus bourkii (Bourke's parrot), 1350 nucleotides long. RefSeq names its product iodothyronine deiodinase 2 (gene DIO2). Gene Ontology annotation, molecular function: thyroxine 5'-deiodinase activity. The record is from RefSeq and is a predicted model, not a curated record. The transcript has 2 exons. NCBI's taxonomy places the organism in Eukaryota, Metazoa, Chordata, Aves, Psittaciformes, Psittacidae.